Messenger RNA from Phycodurus eques (leafy seadragon), 3106 nucleotides. RefSeq names its product guanine nucleotide binding protein (G protein), beta polypeptide 1b (gene gnb1b). The coding region runs from base 289 to 1311 and encodes 340 amino acids. Gene Ontology annotation, cellular component: heterotrimeric G-protein complex; cytoplasm. The record is from RefSeq and is a predicted model, not a curated record. Gene Ontology annotation, biological process: G protein-coupled receptor signaling pathway. Lineage: Eukaryota; Metazoa; Chordata; Actinopteri; Syngnathiformes; Syngnathidae. The transcript is spliced from 11 exons. Gene Ontology annotation, molecular function: signaling receptor complex adaptor activity; protein binding.
UGGGUGGGGGGGAUCUGCCUUUGUGGUGUACGAGGCUUGUGGGUGUGAUUCCCCCCUCUUUUCUCCCUCCUCCCUCCCUCAUCUCCGGUUGGUCGACUGUUGGGCUCGCUGCUUCCUCGGCAAAGCGACGCUAGCUGGGGCUGGCUAGUUCUUGAGCUAGCGGUGUGGGGGCUCUUCGCUGAUUUUCGUGGGCUCGUCUGGUUUCCCGGUCAAUGCCCCAAAACACAUUGAUUCAGAUUAUCAAGUGCCCCAAUAGCUGGAGAGAGGUAACCGAAAAAGAGGAGUAAAAUGAGUGAACUGGACCAGUUACGGCAAGAGGCCGAGCAGCUAAAAAAUCAGAUCAGAGAUGCCAGGAAAGCAUGUGCCGAUGCCACUCUAUCACAGAUCACGGCUAACAUUGACCCCGUCGGGCGAAUUCAGAUGCGUACAAGACGAACACUGCGGGGUCAUCUGGCCAAAAUCUAUGCCAUGCACUGGGGCACAGAUUCCAGGCUCUUGGUCAGUGCCUCUCAGGAUGGCAAACUAAUUAUUUGGGACAGCUAUACCACAAAUAAGGUCCAUGCCAUUCCACUUCGUUCUUCCUGGGUCAUGACGUGCGCGUAUGCACCUUCAGGAAAUUACGUUGCCUGCGGCGGCUUAGACAACAUCUGCUCCAUUUACAACCUGAAAACCCGUGAGGGCAACGUACGCGUGAGCCGUGAGCUGGCCGGACAUACAGGAUACCUUUCCUGCUGUCGUUUUCUUGAUGACAACCAGAUUGUUACGAGCUCGGGAGACACCACCUGUGCACUUUGGGAUAUUGAAACCGGCCAGCAGACAACCACGUUCGCCGGGCACACAGGUGACGUCAUGAGCCUCUCUCUGGCCCCAGACUCCCGGUUAUUUGUCUCCGGUGCUUGCGACGCUUCGGCCAAACUCUGGGAUGUGCGAGAGGGCAUGUGCAGACAGACCUUCACUGGUCAUGAGUCUGACAUCAAUGCCAUCUGUUUCUUCCCCAACGGCAACGCCUUUGCCACCGGCUCGGACGACGCCACCUGCAGGCUGUUUGACCUGCGCGCCGAUCAGGAAUUGAUGAUCUACUCUCACGACAACAUCAUCUGCGGCAUCACCUCAGUGGCGUUCUCCAAGAGUGGCCGUCUCCUCCUGGCCGGAUAUGACGAUUUCAACUGCAACGUGUGGGACACACUAAAGGCCGACCGUGCUGGUGUGUUGGCUGGUCAUGACAACCGAGUGAGCUGCCUGGGUGUGACUGAUGAUGGCAUGGCGGUUGCCACAGGAUCCUGGGACAGCUUCCUGAAGAUCUGGAAUUGAAGCCUGAAGAUGUCCUUUUAACUCCAAAGCCGACUGGAAGACCAUUACAACUUCAGAAUGUUCACAGCAUCUUCUUCAACACUGUUUAAAACUGACUUGGACACCACAAAAAAUGUCGAAGGGAAAACCAAUCCUUCCUACACAAAGAAGAGCACAAUUGUCUUAUCACCUAAUUAAAGAAAGGAUCUCCUGUGGUAUCAAAUCAGAAACUUGUGCAUUCCUUCUCGGACCAUUUCAUGUUACCUUGAAAGAAAGAGAGAGAGAGAGAAAGAAAGAGGGGGAAAAACACUAUCAUCCCAUUUAAACGUGUGUGUCUUGAAAGCAAAUGUUGGCGUGUAAUUGUACAAAUUAUUUAACUUUUUUUUAAGAAAUCUAUUCUGACGGUUUGUUACUCUCAAUGGCUUUCUUUUUUUUUUGGGUUGUAUUUCUUUAGUAGUUUUAGACAUGUUUGAAUGAAAGCUUGUCCUUUCUAAUCCAGUUAAAUCACGUAUGAGCGAUGAGAGAUAAAAACAUGCAGAAGUUAAACAAACAAAAAAAAAGCUUCGAUCAUAUUACACGAGCAGCUUUUCCAAAAUGUCUGUAUUUAUAUACUAGCUGUUUCUUUUGUUUUUCUCAUCACAGCCUUUUGCACAUGAAGAAGCUUUGCCUCUCAACUAAUACAAUGUUAACUAACCAAGCACAUGCUAUAAGUUAUGAAUGCUCAUUCCAGUACAAAAUUGAGUUCUUACGAGUAACUUUGUCCAGUUAUAACUCCCCCUUAAUUCUUGUAAAUGCCUUUGAAUUUGGGUGGGAUGAGACGGUGUAGCAAGGAAGGUGCUGAGGUUGUCUGGGGCAGUAGUUGGAUUUUAUGACGUAGAUUAGGGAGGGUUAGGGUCUUGUGUUUAGUAUCCACUUUUUUUAGUGAAACACCUCACCUGACUAAAUAGACACUUCCUUUGCUUGGGACUGCAGUUCCAACUCUGUGAAUGAAAUGUACACAAAAAAAAAAAAAUCAAUGUCUGGAUAAAAAAUAAUGAUCUGUUUUUAAGUUUAGACAUUUAAUUUUGUCUGACACGACUUAAUUUAGAUGUGCAUGCUGUAGACUUGCUUUCAGUGGUGUGAAAAUAAUAAAUACGAGAAGAAAAAAACUUCCUGCAUUUUUUUUCAUUUUGGUUUAUAAAAAGGAGAAUUGACCUGAUUGAUUGAACCUAAUCCAAGUCAUUUUUAGGGCACCGGCUCUGCAUACUAAUAACUGGUAAUGCUAUGCAACAGAGUGAGCAAGAGACUGCAUACCUAGUGUCAAAUAUGCUUACCAGUUCUGUUGAUGCCAAUUUUUAAGAAUAUAACAAUCAUUGUGAUGAUUCUAUCCUUGGCAAGCCUUUUUCUCUUCUUCAAACAAGGAGAACAAACACUCUCUCACAGUGUCCAUAUUACAUCUUUUUUGUUUUGGUCUUAAAUUCAAAAAGCAGAACAUCUGAAUGACAUUUCACUGUAUACAGAAGCACUUUUGUUAAUGUAACAUUCUCACUUUUUCCUUUCUCUGCGAUGAUGUACUUCAAUAAAUGUGAUGUAUUUUUGUGUGGCCACAAGUGAAAAUGCAAUUCAACUCCAGAUGGAUUCCCCACUCCCCACACCCUCUUUCCAUGAAUAUAAUAGAGCUCUGCACCCUUAUGUAGCUUUCCAUUUUAUUUUUUAUUUUUUUUUGUAUUUCCUUUUAGUCUGUUGGUGUUCCACGGUGAGCUGGAUGCAAGAUAAAUACUGUACUAAAAUGUACUGUUAUUGAUUGAAGAUGUAAUAAAAAGCUGUUUGAGAGUUA